CUCCCAGAGUCGUCAAACUGGACGCCGAUCGUUUUCUUCCAGCAUGUAGAGGGUUAAGCUGGAGAUAACGGGUGAAAAAAGACCUAAAAGAAAGAGGAUUGAUCAGUUUCCCGAAGCGUGAGAGACUCGAGGCGGGCUUUGUAUCCGAGCGAGUGAGCGAGAAAAGCUCUCUACUCUCUAGAUCAGCUCUCUCUUUCCAAAAUUUUUUAGAUGUUUCCCCGUGCCGCUUCAAGCAAUGACCCCCCUCAGUCUCACAGUCACUCCAUUCUGUUCCAGCACACGUUCCAAUCUCAAGCCUACUCUCUUCCCUCCACUUACUCCCUUCCUACCUUCCCUGUCGACCCUUAAACAUCCUUCUCCCCCCACCAAACAGAAGAAGAGGAUCCACUAUGGGUCGUGUAGAGCGGAGUUCUCUCACGAUGCGCCGUUCGUUGUUGCCAUCGGCGCUUGUAUGCUCAACUCUCUUGUUUUUCCGGUCACCGGUAAAGGUGCAGAUAAUGACAGUGAUUCGGUGUUUGAUUUGUCCGACACGAGGUUCUCGAUCAUGGGGAUCAUCAGCUUUAUCCCCUACUUCAAUUGGCUGAGUUGGGUGUUUGCGUGGCUUGAUAGUGGAGAGAGGCGUUAUGCAGUAUAUGCGAUUGUAUACUUGGCUCCAUACCUAAGGUCAAACUUAUCACUGUCCCCUGAGGAGAGUUGGCUGCCUAUUGCCAGCAUUGUAUUCUGCAUCAUUCACAUUCAGCUGGAAGCAAGCAUAAAGGAUGGAGAUAUUCAGGGCUUUCAAUUAUUUAGCAUGGCUGAAAAGCACCUUUCAUCAAUGGCUAGAAAGAAGGAUCAUUCACAUGGGCAAGAAGGAAUUUCUGAGGAGGAGGGGAGAAAAACAGAGAAGACCAAUCUGCUAUCUGCUGAAGAGCAAUCAAGAAAUGACAUCCCAAGGUGGGGAGUUCCCAAAAAGUCACCAGGAGAUCCCGAACGCUCGAAUGGAGAUUGGCUUGAUGAUGAGAGGAAAGACUAGCAAGUCAGUAACAAAGCAUUACGUACGGGUUUGGAUUGACCAUAAUGUAGACUUAGGGUUGAAGCGCUUGGUCCACCCAUGUCUUGUUUUUUGUGUACUGUCUUCAUUGUUUAUUAUGUGAAAUGAUUUAUAUACGUCGAUAAGAUGCUGCAGUAACAUUUUACUGGAUGUGAGCUGGUCUAUGGCGGCGUACUGCUAAUUGUUGGUAGGCAGCUUCUGGUUGACUCUGUAUGAAUCUGUUGGGAGCUGCUGUACUCGGGGCAGAGAGCCCGGAUCCGUGUAUGGUUUAGGCCUCCCUUGUAGUUAAAACGAUGGAUCCUAUUUUGCCAUCCAGAAGUACUUGCUCCCGCAGCCCAUCUAAGAUGUCAGAUGUGUAAUCAAAUUAUGGUAGCAGAUAAUGGAAAACAUUGUUCUUUUUUUAAA
Molecule: messenger RNA, 1435 nt
Organism: Carya illinoinensis
Lineage: Eukaryota; Viridiplantae; Streptophyta; Magnoliopsida; Fagales; Juglandaceae
Exons: 6
Coding region: 236-1012 (258 amino acids)
Source: RefSeq, a predicted model, not a curated record